Alternaria rosae is the source of this 2920-nucleotide messenger RNA. RefSeq names its product tyrosinase. The transcript is spliced from 2 exons. The record is from RefSeq and is a predicted model, not a curated record. Gene Ontology annotation, molecular function: oxidoreductase activity. The coding region runs from base 216 to 2489 and encodes 757 amino acids. Lineage: Eukaryota; Fungi; Ascomycota; Dothideomycetes; Pleosporales; Pleosporaceae.
CGCAACUCUGAUUCCUCGUUCUUUGACGUCGAGGUCUCUCUACCGCACACGUUUUCUUUACAGACCUUCAGGCUUGCUCCAAAGGUCGUUACGCUCUUUAGCAUCGGUUUUAAUAGUCCUUCCUUCUUUAGGUUCUCGAGUCACCUUCACUUUCGACUCUUGGCCCUUCCGGUCCUUCAACCAAACACAAAAAGCAUCCACCUACCUUCUUCACCAUGGCCAACUUCAGCAAGCCCACCAGCAUGAUGACCAUGGUCUUCGGCCUGUUGUCUCUUCUUCAGUUCACCGUUGCUUUCCAGCAUGGCUCCCACCACCACGCACACCCUGCUCGCGCCGCCAACGAUGCUUCCAUUGAGGCCCACAUCAACCAGAUCGAGGGCGAGCUCACCAAGCGCCAGUCGCGCGGCCCCAUCGCCAUUACGGGUGUCUGCAGCUCUGGCACUGCCUCCAACGGCCAGUGCAACGGCGGCAGGACUGCUGCUCCCCGUCUUGAGAUCCGUACCUUGGCGCGCAACGCCGACCAGUGGAACCUGUACCUCCUCGGUAUGGAGAGGUUCAUGGGCAAGUCCAAGGACGACAUGCUCUCGUACUACCAGGUCUCUGGUGUUCACGGUCGUCCUUUCCAGACCUGGAACAACUUCCCCACACCUCUCUUGAACCAGCAAGGUUUCUGCCCUCACGGUGGUUCCCUCUUCGGUUCAUGGCACAGGCCUUACCUUGCCAUCUACGAGCAAGCAUGGUACCAGAGCGUCAUGGAGGUGAUCGCUGAGUUCCCCUCCAACCAGCAGCAGCGAUGGAGGAACGCCGCGGCCACUCUCCGUAUGCCAUACUGGGAUUGGGCCAUGGACCCCAACGGCGGCCCUACUGUCCCUACCCAGAUGCGUGACCAGACCGUCACUGUUACCAAGCCCCAGGGAACCGUCACCAUCUCCAACCCGCUCUACAAGUACAGCUUCGGCAACUCGCUUCCCUCUGAGAUGGGUGGAGGACCAUGGAACAGCUUCCCGGAGACCCUCCGUCGCCCGGUUGCCAACCCUACCCGCAGCAACAACAACGAGAUGAACGCCCGUUUCAACUCCAUCCGCGUCUCUCUCCGUGACCGUGUCUUUGCUCUGUUCUCCAGCAAGGCUAACUGGGGCGCUGCCAGCACUUCCGCCAUUGGUGUUCGCACUGACCUAAGCGGCGGCGGUGUUGACAGCUUCGAGUCUGUUCACGAUGCCAUCCACAACACCGCUGGUGGUGAAUCUGGUGGCCACAUGUACUACCUCGAUGUCUCGGCUUUCGACCCCCUCUUCUGGCUCCACCACACCAACGUUGACCGUCUCCUCGCCAUGUACCAGCUCAUCACCCCCAACACCUACAUCUCCAACGGUAACGUUCCCCGUCCCAUGGCUCAGUGGAACCAGGGUGAGCCCAAGAAUCAGUACUCUCCUCUCAAGCCCUUCACCAAGGACACCGCUGGCAACUACUUCACCUCGGUCGAUGUCAAGGAGACCCGCACUCUUGGAUACUACUACCCUGAGACCAGCGACCGCUCUUACCAGCAGGUCGCCCGCGCUGUUACUCAGCUUUACGGUGCCGGUCAGAGGACUCUUACCAAGCGUGACGGUGACGAGUCGGCGACUGGCCAGUACCUCGGACGUCCCAUCAAGGAGGGUGACUACCACACUGUUCUUUCCGUCAUUGCCGACAAGUAUGCGCUUGAGGGAUCUUACACUGUUCACUGCUUCGUUGGAAAGCCCAGCAGCAACUCUACCAAGAACUCCACCGCGCCCGCGGCCGAUUCGCCUUACCCGGUUCUCAACAUCACCACUCCUCUUCUUUCCAUCAGCAUUGGUGGUGGCUCCGCUCCCAGCACUGAGGUUCCCAGCAACGAGACCGAUGCUUCCUACGACCCAACCACCGACUACACCCAGGAUCCCAACUACGUCGGUUCCUACGGUAUCCUCGGUGCUAUGAUGCAAGGCGGUGCCAACGCUUCCCAGGCUCUCAUGACUGAGGGUGCUCUUCCCUUGACCACCUGCCUCCAGGGUAAGGAAGCCGCUGGCGAGCUUGAGUCGCUCCGUCCCGAACAUGUCGAGCCUUACCUCAAGGAGAACCUCCACUACAAGGUUGUUGGUGUUAACGGCGAGAUCGACGCUGACACCAUUCCCAACUUCCACAUCAGCGUCAAGUGCAACAAGGCCAAGCCCGCGGCCUCUGACGACGAGCUUCCCGACCUGAGCGCCCCUUACGAGGUCCUCGAGAGCGUCACUGCUCACCUCCCCGCUGGCAAGCCCUUCAAGUACAUCCCCUCUGCGCUCGACAUUCCUCUGCCCGAUGGCCCGGAAUACCUCGAGCCCAGCAGCGACGGCUCUAAGCCCCAGAGCCCCAGCAACGGUGUCUUCCCUUACCCAUCCAUGCCCUGGGAGGAGGAGGGCUACUGCAUCACCAAGCAGACCAUUGAGUACGUUGAUGAGCAGGGUAACUUCCUGUACUCGGAGAUGUAAGGUGGCAGAUGUCGGUUGUAGCAGGAGAGUCAUGUGGAGGAGAGAAGCAUAUGUAUGCUUGCGUAUGAAGGAUCUUUUACAUAAUACCUUUCGAUGUACAUUGGACAUGAGAGCUUUUUUUUUCCUUACAAAAUGUCAAUUGAUAUCCAGCAGUGGUUCUCGUAUAGUUUUUCCUAACGUCAUCGUCCCCUUGGAUGUCUCUGUCUAUAGCGUAGGUGUCCGUAGCGCUUUGCAAUAUGACUAUAAACAUACUUCCGUUCCGAUGCCGUGCAUGUGUUGCUUUACGAUGUGAAAUUAUGAUUGCUGGUAAUGGUUUCAUGAAGCGAGACCUUGCCAGAUCUGAAAUGCGUGCUGUGUCUGUUAUGAAGCCGACAUGCACAACAGUGCACACAUGUCGGACAUCACGUAGGAAUCGUUCAGCCAAGGCAAGC